AAAAUAUGUAAAAUUGUAUAUAUUUUGUAUUUUAUAAAAAGAAAAAACAAUUUUUACAAAAUAGUUUAAUAAAGAAAACAUAAAUUUUAUUCGCUUCGAACAAGAAAAUAUAUAAAAAGUGUAAUAUUAAAAGAAAUUUCAAAAUUUCAUGAGAAAUGAAUUUUGAGGUUAUAGAAAUAAUUUUUUUUUUAAAUACAGUUGUUUUUGACGAAAUAUCGGAAUUUAUUUGAAAAUAUGGAAUGCAAUGAAUUGAAAAUUUAUUUAUUUAUUUGUGAGGGAUGAGAGGAUAUUUUAAAUUUUACUACGUUGUAUAACCUUAAUAUGACCCACAAAUUAGAAUAAAAAUGAAUUUUCCCCAAUUGAAAGGAAAUAAAAAUCCACUUUCAUUGAUGCGUGGCAUGUCAAGUGCAUCAAAAUCAAAUAAAAAUCAUUACGAAACAUUGAAAGUAAAGCAUAAUGCUACUCAAGAAGAAAUUAAAUCAUCUUAUUAUAAAUUAUCAAAACAAUAUCAUCCCGAUGUAAAUAAAGAAGAAGGGGCAAAGAAAAACUUUCGUGAUAUCUCUGAAGCUUAUGAAAUAAUUGGUAAUUAUAAAUUUCGUCGACAAUAUGAUCGUGGUAUGACGGCACGUGGUGUUAUUAAUGUAAAACAUGAUGAAAAAUCAUCGUCAUCAGCGAAUGAUGAUUAUUAUGAUGAUGAUGUUGAUGAUAAAAAUAUUGAGCAUAUGGCAUUUUAUAAAUCACGAAUGAGAAAUUAUCCAAAACCAGUGAGAACAGGAAAUUCAAAAAUUUAUAAUUUUGACGAAUGGACACGUGCACAUUAUGGUGAUUCAUUUCAACGAACAGUAUUGAGAAAACAAAAAAAUAUAAAAUUUCAAGAGAAAAUGGUUGACGAUCAUAAUGAUUCAUUAAAAGUAAAUGAAGAAAUAACAUUGCUUAUUGGAAUGGCAACGGUUAUUUUUCUUGCUGUUGGAUUAUUAACAAUAUCAAAGCAUAAUUAUGAUAAUCCAACAAAAAAUGAUAAUGAUAAUGUUAAUGAUAAUAAUGAUUUAAAGCGAUAACGUUUGUAGAGAAUUUUAAGAAAAUUUUAAUUUUCCUAGUUUAAUUUUGUAAAUUAUAAAAAUAAGUAGAUAGUGUAAAAAAAAAUGUUUCGGGCACAUUUUUUCAAUGUAAAUAGUUUUUUUUUUCUUUUUAAUUUGCGUCGAGUCGAGUAGUUUUCAGAGAGUUUUAGAUUUUUUUUUUUCCUUUAA
Messenger RNA from Leptopilina boulardi, 1247 nucleotides. Its product is annotated as dnaJ homolog subfamily B member 9-like. The record is from RefSeq and is a predicted model, not a curated record. Bases 345 to 1058 code for a protein of 237 amino acids. The transcript is spliced from 2 exons. NCBI's taxonomy places the organism in Eukaryota, Metazoa, Arthropoda, Insecta, Hymenoptera, Figitidae.